AAACACAUGGUACAUGACAUCAUAUGCACGCAUUUCUACAUAAAAAAAAACAAACAUAAUUUUCAAUUCUUCACAAACACAUUUCUUUAUAUUUUCUUCUCUUCCAAAACCAACACUUCCAAGUUCUAACUUUAACCUCUUUUUCAUCGCAUUGAAUUUACUUAACCAAAAAAAAAUGUUAACUCUUUUUCAUGAUUUAGUAGAAUUGAUGUCGAACUCGAGUUGCCAAAUCAGUGAGUCAGACCCAUGUCGCGACGAGUCAACAGCUUUGAUUCUAAAAUUCGUUGCUAUGGCAACAAUUCUAGUAACAGGAAUUACCGGAAUCGCGAUACCGUUAUUAAGAAACCGGCGAGGAUCAGGCGAGGUAUUACAAGCGGCGAAGGCGUUUGCGGCGGGAGUAAUAUUAGCGACGGGGUUUGUUCACAUGCUUAGAGAUGCGACGGAAGCAUUUAAUCAUCGUUGUUUGAAAUCUUACUCGCACGCGUGGUCAAAGUUUCCUUUUGCCGGUUUUUUCGCUAUGGUUUCAGCUUUGUUUACUCUUUUAGUUGACUUUAUUGCAACUCAGUAUUAUGAGAGGAAAUUGAGAGAAGAUAGUAGCAGUGGCGGCUCUGAGCACGGUGUAAUCAAUGAUUUGGAGGAGGAGUUGUUGAGAUCGGAGAUUGUGGAGGUUAAGGAUGUUAGGGAAGAGAGGACUAUUGUGGGGAUGCAUGCUCAUGGAUCCCACCAUAGACAUUCUCAUCACCAGAACCAUGAUCAUGAUGAUCAUGGUCAUGGUUCCGGUGAUGAUCAUGGUCAUUCGCAUUCUCAUUCGUUUGAUGAUGUGGAAGGUAGCAUUCGCCAUGUUGUUGUUUCGCAGGUAUUGGAACUUGGAAUAGUUUCACAUUCCAUGAUAAUUGGGUUAUCACUAGGAGUUUCACAAAGUCCAUGUACAAUGAGACCCUUAAUUGCAGCAUUAUCCUUCCACCAAUUCUUUGAAGGAUUUGCACUUGGUGGUUGCAUAUCAGAAGCCAAAUUCAAGACAUCCUCAGCAACAAUAAUGGCAUGUUUUUUUGCACUAACAACACCAAUUGGUGUUGCAAUUGGAACAUGUAUUGCCUCAAAUUUCAAUCCUUAUAGUCCAGGAGCUCUUAUUACAGAAGGUAUCUUGGACUCUUUGUCAGCUGGAAUUUUAGUUUAUAUGGCUUUGGUGGAUUUAAUAGCUGCUGAUUUUCUUAGUAAGAAAAUGCGUUGUAGCUUUCAGCUUCAAAUUGUGUCGUUUUGUUUGCUUUUUCUUGGGGCUGGAUGUAUGUCUUCUCUUGCACUUUGGGCAUAAUUCUUUUAAAUUUUGUUGUAUUAUAAUUAUUGUUAAUUAAUUGUGGAUUAAGAGUCUAUGGACUUGGGUUAGUUAGGAAGUUAGGAGGAGGUUAAUUUGGUUAUUCAUCUAUAACAGAAUGUAAUCAACACAGUUAGUUGCUAAUGGCAAUGAUGAAAUAUAUACAAGACUUGUAAUUGAUUCAUUGAGUAGUUAAUGACCACUGAACUAUUCUCUCUUUA
Molecule: messenger RNA, 1533 nt
Organism: Trifolium pratense (red clover)
Lineage: Eukaryota; Viridiplantae; Streptophyta; Magnoliopsida; Fabales; Fabaceae
Product: zinc transporter 4, chloroplastic-like
Exons: 2
Coding region: 176-1312 (378 amino acids)
Biological process (GO): zinc ion transmembrane transport
Cellular component (GO): plasma membrane
Molecular function (GO): zinc ion transmembrane transporter activity
Source: RefSeq, a predicted model, not a curated record